GUGUGAGAGUCUCCGAAACACACACACACAUACACAUACACAGACACACCGCUCAAAAUAACCCGGGGAGACGAUAAAGCUCAUAUACGACAGCCUCUCCGCCGGGAGAGGAGGAGCAGGAGGGUUUAGGGUCCUGAACGGCUCGUUGUGCGGGGGGCCAUGGCGCGGGACUAUGAUUACCUCUUCAAGCUGCUCAUCAUCGGGGACAGCGGUGUUGGCAAAAGCAGUUUACUCCUGAGAUUCGCUGAUAACACAUUUUCGGGCAGCUACAUCACCACGAUCGGCGUGGACUUCAAGAUUCGCACGGUGGAGAUCAACGGGGAGAAAGUCAAGUUGCAGAUCUGGGAUACGGCCGGACAGGAGAGAUUCAGGACCAUCACCUCCACGUACUACAGAGGCACACACGGCGUUAUAGUGGUUUAUGACGUCAGCAGCGCAGAGUCGUUCGUGAACGUCAAACGUUGGCUGCAUGAAAUCAAUCAAAACUGUGACGACGUUUGUCGAAUAUUAGUGGGUAAUAAGAAUGACGACCCCGCCUCUAAAGUGGUGGAGACCAAUGACGCGCAGAAGUUUGCUGAGCAGAUGGGCAUCCGACUGUUCGAGACCAGCGCCAAGGAGAACGUCAACGUGGAGGAUAUGUUCAACUGCGUCACUGAGCUCGUCCUGAAGACCCGGAAGGAGUCGGUGGCCAAACAGCAGCAGCAACAGCAGAGCGAAGUGGUCAAACUGAGUAAGAGCAGCAAACGCAAGAAGAAGUGCUGCUAAUGGACACACACACACACACACACACACUUAGACAAAACGCCACUGAACUGACAGAGAACUUAACAUACUUCAACCAGAGACUAGCAAUGAGAGAUAUAUCUAGAGAUUUACUAAUGACGAGCCGCUUGGACUUCGGGAGGCAAACAAACUCCGAUGUUUUAGCAGGAGAAUUUUAAAAUGGAGAAUGAAAUGU
This is a messenger RNA of Rhinichthys klamathensis goyatoka, 958 nucleotides long. It is a transcript of the gene rab35a, whose product is annotated as RAB35, member RAS oncogene family a. The transcript has 6 exons. The record is from RefSeq and is a predicted model, not a curated record. Gene Ontology annotation, biological process: endocytic recycling. Lineage: Eukaryota; Metazoa; Chordata; Actinopteri; Cypriniformes; Leuciscidae. Gene Ontology annotation, cellular component: endosome membrane; plasma membrane. Gene Ontology annotation, molecular function: GTPase activity; GTP binding. The coding region runs from base 160 to 765 and encodes 201 amino acids.